Physeter macrocephalus (sperm whale) is the source of this 723-nucleotide messenger RNA. RefSeq names its product potassium voltage-gated channel subfamily H member 6-like. Gene Ontology annotation, cellular component: plasma membrane. Gene Ontology annotation, molecular function: inward rectifier potassium channel activity. Lineage: Eukaryota; Metazoa; Chordata; Mammalia; Artiodactyla; Physeteridae. The transcript has 2 exons. Gene Ontology annotation, biological process: membrane repolarization during action potential; regulation of heart rate by cardiac conduction; potassium ion transmembrane transport. The record is from RefSeq and is a predicted model, not a curated record. The coding region runs from base 147 to 614 and encodes 155 amino acids.
CGCAGGCGGGCGGGCGGGGCACGAAGCCCCGCGGCCCUCCCCGGGGGCGGUGCCCGCCCGGAGCCGGACGCUGCGGAGCCAGAGGACAGACGGAGACGCAGGGAGCCGGGGCGCUGGUGGCUCCAGGCAGAGGCCGCAGCCGAAAGAUGCCGGUCCGCAGGGGCCACGUCGCGCCCCAAAACACUUACCUGGACACCAUCAUCCGCAAGUUCGAGGGCCAGAGUCGUAAGUUCCUGAUCGCCAAUGCUCAGAUGGAGAACUGCGCCAUCAUUUACUGCAACGAUGGCUUCUGUGAACUCUUCGGCUACUCCCGAGUGGAAGUGAUGCAGAGACCGUGCACCUGCGACUUCCUCACAGGCCCCAACACCCCACGCAGUGCCAUGUCCCGCCUGGCGCAGGCCCUGCUGGGGGCCGAGGAGUGCAAGGUGGACAUCCUCUACUACCGCAAGGAUGGUGAGGUGCCCUCAGACCACAGGUUCUGCAAGGCAGGCUUGGCCCUUCUCUUGUCCAGGCAGAGUGGCCAUGGGAAGGGCACUGACCCAGGGGACCAAAGGGCCUGGAUAAAUCUUGUCUCCUCUCUGGGCCUCUGUUUCCUCAUCUGUAGGGUGAAGUGAUGGACACUGGAUGAAAUGCCUUCUGAGGUCCCUUUCAGAGGCCAGGGACCAGGCUGAGCCACCAACUGGUCCUGGCCCCAUGCAGGGCCUCCCGCACCACCAUCCCUCC